AAUCGGAUUGCGAAACAGUCGGGUCAACAACAUGCGGGGUUCAAUGUCACAGACGCGUGUGCUGCGCAGCUUUCGUUAAUGUAGAUCCUGUGGAUAAGAACCGCAUCAUUUGAGGCUUCAAGCUUGUUGGUCAUCAUGGCAGCGUGUGGAGGCUGUAGGUUCUUUGUCCUGACUUUAAGAACUCUAUGUGGAUCUUCAAGCUCUGCAUCACCCAGCACACUACCUUUAACUAAACACAGGACUUUGUUCACAUCUGCGAGAACUUACUCUCUAGACCCAUUCCCCUCCAGUUCAAGAAAGACCCCGUCUCAGGCAGGCAAACCAGAGCGAAUUUCUCCAUCCUCAGGAGGCGUUCAGAGAAACCUAUCUGCUGUCGCCGUGCCCCUACAGGGUCAGUUUCGCCCCCUCUGCCGGUACGACCCUUUAGAUCUGGGCGAUGUGGAUGAGAACACGCAGAAAGCGUUGGCCUGUAAACACCUGCGGCGGUUCAUCGUAGACCCUUCCCUUGCAAGAAUCGUGACCGACCAUCUCGCCGGAGAUAUUGAUGAUGGGAAAGCUGUUAUAUUUGAGUGUAACCCAGGUCCUGGGGUGUUGACACGUGCUCUGCUGAACCGUGGGGCUCAAAGAGUAGUUGCCCUGGAAGGGGACACAAACUUCCUUCCUGAGCUGAAGGAGCUGGAGCACAAACUGGAUGGGCAGCUGGAUGUGGUUCAUUGUGACUUCUUCAAGCUGGAUCCCAUCGGACACGGCAGCAUGAAACCACCCGCCAUGUACUCGGAGAAGCUCUUCUCUGACCUUGCCAUAUCUGAGGUUCCUUGGUCAGCAGAUGUCCCAGUGAAAAUUGUAGGGAUCUUCUCACAAAGAAAUGAGAAGAACAUCCUGUGGAAGCUGAUUUACAACCUGUUUGAGCGCCGCUCUAUUUUCCACUAUGGACGUGUGGAGUUGAUCAUGUUCAUCAGCCAGAAAGAAUACACUAAACUAGUGACCCCUCCGAGAGAUUAUAAGAACUAUCAAGCUUUCAGUGUUCUCUGGCAGAUGGCCUGUGAUAUUGAGUUACUGCAUGAGGAGCCAUUGUCGUCUUUUCUAACUGUAACCAAAAAGACUGGAAAGUCCUCCUCAAAGAACACUUCAUCCCAGAGUGAUAACCUCUGCUUGGUGCGGAUAACCCCACGUGAAGAAUUGUUUAACUCUCAUCUGACUCCAUUAAAUGGCAGCACUCUGGUUUUGAUGGUGAAACAAUGCCUUGCCAAAAGAAAAAGCAAACUGAUAGAACAAAUUAACUCAUGGAGUCCUGGCAGUGGAUCAGAGCUCAUCUCAAAGCUCGGCUUCCUUGAUGACACGAUGACGGGCGACGUUUACCCUGAUGAGUUCAAGCGUCUUUUUGAGCUAAUGGAGCAGUCUGGAAACUUCACUGAGAGCUGGCUUUAUGAGGAGACGCUGGAGUCCACGAACACUGGUCACGCAUAACAACGCUAAUCAUGGAUGGAAAAACAAAAGACAUUGUUUAUAUGGAAGAAAAACACUGUAUUGCUUAAACAAGCCCAAAUCCUUAAUAAUGGCUAACAGGGAGACAGACUUGUCUGUGAAGGACUUUACAUUUUGAUAAAGUUGUAUUUGGUCAUAAAAUGUGGACUGGAAGCUGGUUUCGUCAGUAGGCGUUUUGGUUGUUGAUGACUGCUGGUUGGAUACCUUUGGACAAGUUUGGAGACUAAAUGUGACAAAGAUAUUGUUACAUUUUCAGUAAGGUUUUGUUGCCAUGCUGAAACCAUGAAGCCAAUAAACAUUAAGUGUGUACUACAAGUACACCAAAUACCUGCUUGAUUACCUCUUGAUAGUAAUUAGGAAAUAUUAAAUUUAAUAAAAAAUCAUUUGUAAUUGUAAUGAUUACAUUUAUCAAACUCACUAAUGAUGUAAAUGUUAAAAAGUACUUGCUUUGCUUGUUUUUGCCAUUUUUGAAUGUUUGUUGUAUUUAAAUAUAUGAAUUUUUAAUAAACAACAAAUAAAUAACAGAAUAAAAUGUAAGAA
Labeo rohita (rohu) is the source of this 2025-nucleotide messenger RNA. It is a transcript of the gene tfb2m, whose product is annotated as transcription factor B2, mitochondrial. Gene Ontology annotation, cellular component: mitochondrial matrix. The record is from RefSeq and is a predicted model, not a curated record. NCBI's taxonomy places the organism in Eukaryota, Metazoa, Chordata, Actinopteri, Cypriniformes, Cyprinidae. The transcript is spliced from 9 exons. Gene Ontology annotation, biological process: rRNA methylation; transcription initiation at mitochondrial promoter. Gene Ontology annotation, molecular function: mitochondrial transcription factor activity; rRNA (adenine-N6,N6-)-dimethyltransferase activity. Bases 136 to 1467 code for a protein of 443 amino acids.